AUGAAAAAUAUUACUAGUUGUACAAGUACUACUGUUAAUUUAACAAUUAAAUAUCCUUCAUCAGAAAGACGAAUAUCUUUAACAAAAGCAUAUAGUUGUUCAGAUGCAAUGUCUUCAAAAAUAAAUGGAAAUUGUUUAUUUAUAACACCAAAACAAUUUUUUGAAUUAAUUUCGGAAAAUUCAAAUAUACAUGAACAUAAAUCAUAUCCUAUAAUUGAUUGUCGUUCACAAAUAGAUUUUGGUUGUGAACAUAUACGUUCAUCAUAUAAUGUUAAUUGUCGAGCAAAAAUUAUGGCAAGAAAAUUAAUAUCAAAACGUUUAGAAGAUGUUGAACCAAAUUUAAUAUCAUCAUUAAAUGAUUCUGAUAUUGUUAUUCUUUAUGAUCAAUCAACAGAUGAACGAACUGAAGAAAAAUUACGUUCAUUACCAAUAUAUCUUGUUAUACAAGCAGCAAAAAAAUCAAAUAAAAUAGUACAUAUUAUUCAAGGUGGUUUUGAUGCAAUUAAAAAUCAAUAUCCACAUUUAAUUGAAUCUGCUUGUGAAAUAAUAUCAGAAGAAAAACAUGAACAAGAUCAUUUACCAUCUACUCCUGAAACAGUAGAUAAAGAAAAUUUUACUAUGACUGAAAUUUUACCUCGUAUAUUUGUAGGUAAUAUACUUGAUGCUCAAAAUCUUGAUCGUUUAAAUCAAAAUGGUAUAACACAUAUUGUAAAUUCAACACCUGAUUUACCACUUUUCUGGGAAAAAAACUAUCAAUAUAUGCGAGUUGAUGUAUUGGAUUUACCAUCUGAAAAUAUUCGAAAAUAUUUUGAUAAAACUUUUCAAUUUAUUGAUGAAGCAUUGCAUACAAAAAACAAUAAUGUUCUUGUUCAUUGUUCAGCUGGUAUUAGUCGUAGUCCAACUUUAGUACUUGCUUAUAUGAUAAAAAAAUAUAAUAUGACAUUAGAUGAAGCAUUUAAUAAAAUGCGUCAAUUACGUCAAAUAGUUGAUCCUAAUAUUAGUUUUAUUGUACAAUUACGAGAUUGGGAGAAAUUACAUCAAAUGACAACAACAACAACAAUUGAAACAACUGAUGAUAAUAAUAAUAUGACCUGUAAUGGGACAAGAUCAACAUCAAGUAGUAUUUAUUGUGGUUCAACAUCAAAAAGUAAAACAGAUAAGAAAUCACGUACAGAAUCAGCUAUUAUUGUUAACUAG
Rotaria sp. Silwood1 is the source of this 1197-nucleotide messenger RNA. NCBI's taxonomy places the organism in Eukaryota, Metazoa, Rotifera, Eurotatoria, Philodinida, Philodinidae. The record is from the annotation of a GenBank genome assembly.